AAGUGUGUGUUCCUUUCCCCUGCAGACCCUGACAGCCAGCUGUAUGAUAUGGGAUAUACGCCCGAGGAGGAAGCCCCGGCCUGUCCCGAUGAGUUUGAUGACUUCGUCACGUUUGAGGCAAAUGAGGUGACUGACAGUGCCUACAUGGGCUCGGAGAGCACGUACAGCGAGUGCGAGACCUUCACGGAUGAGGACACCAGCACCCUGGUCCAGCACGAGAUGCACGACGAGGUGGAGACCGACAGUGCCAUCGACUCCACCGUGCACUCGGAAUUCACCGACCCCAUCGAGGAGCCGGAGCAUGGAUCCCAUCCCCACGAGCUGGCCCUGGGCUCCGAGCUCAGCCACUCCAUCGUGACCGUCAUCAGCGGGGAGGAGCACUUCGAGGAUUACGGGGAAGGGAACGAGGCCGAUCUGUUCCCAGACCCUCUGUGUAAUGGGGAAAGCAGCUUUGGCAGCUCCUCCUUCCUCUCACCCAGCACCAAUCCGCUCGCUGCGAAACUGCACAGCAUUCUCGCAGAUGAAGCUUUUGAGUUUUACUGUAGCCAGUGCCACAAACAAAUCAACCGCCUCGAGGAUCUCUCUGCUCGCCUGAAUGAUCUUGAAAUGAAUAGCCCAAAUAAAAGACUCUCCAGCAAGAAGGUGGCAAGGCAGCUGCACCAGACGGGCUCACUGGCUGUGGGGGUGAUGGAGGAAUCCUACCGGGAGAACCUGGAGUGCACGGACGAGGACAUCACUGACAAGGUGGUGUUCCUGGAGAAGCGGGUGACAGAGCUGGAGAAGGACACGGCUGCCAAUGGGGAGCAGCACAGCCGCCUGCGGCAGGAGAACCUGCAGCUGGUGCACAGAGCCAAUGCACUCGAGGAGCAGCUGAAGGAGCAGGAGCUGAGGGCUGACCAGACCCUGCUGGAGGAGAUCAAGAAGCAGAGGGAGCUGCUCAGCAAAAUGGAGAGGGAGAAGAGCAUUGAGAUCGAGAACCUGCAGGCCAGGCUGCAGCAGCUGGAUGAUGAGAACAGUGAGCUGAGAUCCUGUGUCCCCUGUCUGAGAGCCAACAUCGAGAGGCUUGAGGAGGAGAAGCAGAAGCUGCUGGAUGAGAUCGAGGACCUCACUGUGCAGCUCACAGAGGAGCAGGAGAAAAAGAGGAAGAUGGGGGACAAGCUGAGUCAGGAGAGGCACCAGUUCCAGAAGGAGAAGGAGUCAACGCAGGAGCUGAUCGAGGACCUGAGGAAGCAGCUGGAGCACCUGCAGCUCUUCAAGCUGGAGGCGGAGCAGCGGCGGGGCCGGAGCAGCAGCAUGGGGCUGCAGGAGUACAACAGCAGGACACGGGAGACAGAGCUAGAGCAGGAGAUCAAGCAGCUCAAGCAGGACAACAGGAACCUGAAGGAGCAGAACGAUGAGCUGAAUGGGCAGAUCAUCAACCUGAGCAUCCAGGGAGCCAAGAACCUCUUCUCAGCCUCCUUCUCCGAGUCCCUGGCAGCGGAGAUCAGCUCUGUCUCCAGAGACGAGCUCAUGGAAGCGAUCCAGAAGCAAGAGGAGAUCAACUUUCGCCUGCAGGAUUACAUCGACAGGAUCAUCGUGGCCAUCAUGGAGACCAACCCCUCCAUCCUGGAGGUCAAGUAAGGGCAGCCGGGAGCCCUGUCGGGUGCAUUCGGUGCUCUGAGAGGAUGAAGAGGGACUCCAAUCAUCUUUGCUCUUGAUGAAGGCACAGGGAAGCCUCAGGUCGGGGGUGACUGAGCCCYGGAGCAGGGAAGAGGAAGGCCGGCAGCCAGGCUUUGCUGUGUGACUCGGUCACUUUGAGCCCUCCUGGCUGCGGAGGGGUGAAAGGGAACCCGGAGAAGGAGCACAGGACACUGUGGGAAGUGCCCGGGACSCUGGGGACUGUCCCGAGAGGCACCRGGCCCGUCCCUGGGACGCUCCGAACCGCGGGAUAACGGGAUGGAAGAGGCAGCGCUGACUCUGCCCCGCUGCCCUGCCCAGCCCGAGCCUCUGCUGUGCCAAAGUGUCCCUGACACACUCACCGAGGCAGAGCAGGGCAUGAGAGAAGCGCAUCCUGGACUCACACACGCCUGGGGUUUGGUUUGGUUUUGGGAAUUUUGUUUUUGUUUUUUUUUUUAAUUAACUUAAUGCAAAUGUCCUGAUCCAGUUGGCUCAGCCCUUGGUUGCCCCGUGCCGAGCCCUCGGUGGCUGCAGGGGCAGCCCGGGUUCGCUGGGGACAGGGUGUGAGYGCCCUUGCUCACCGGCCUCCUUAUUUAUUUUUGCUGUCCGUGGCUCGGUACUGUCGGCGCGUCUCGGCAUYCCGGCUCCGCUCCCUGCUCCUCCCUCCUCCUCUGGACCCGCCGGGCUCUGCCGGUGGGUGGCUCCGGUGAGAGCUGUCCCUCUGUCCCUCGUCCCCAGCUGGGGACAGACACACGGGCUGUGUCCGGCCGGCCCCGGGGCGAGGCUGCAKCUCCUCACCCCGCCCCGGAGGCUGCUCCUGCCCGCUUCUCCUGGUCCCGGCGUGGGACACGCAGCACUUUGGGAGCUGCAGCGGAGAGGCCCGAGCUCCCCGAAGUCCCUGGCCUGUGCCAGUGGGGCAGUGGCCUGUGCCAUUCCCAGCCGGAGCAGGGCUCUGCCGGUGAUAGCUGCAGUCCUGGAGGGAGAGCCCGCUCCGGCUCCUUUCCCUGCUGCUCCCGGGCUGGGCCGGCGGAGCCGCGCCCGUUCCUCAUGCCUGGCAUCGGCCGGGCUGGACUCUCCGUGCCGAUGGGGACAGGAGCCGGAGAGCAGCUCCCUGGGAAACAAAGCCAUGUUUACAGCGGGCAGCUCGGGGCUCGCUGGCGGCCGUGGCACGGCGUGACCCCCGAGCGGCUCCCGGCAGGACACAGCCAGGGAAUCCCAGCGAUCCGCCUUCCCUUCGGCCAGCCCUUCCUUUUCCUGCUUGUCAGGUUUUAGGAAUGCCAGAGCAGCCUGCAAGCAGAAGCCACCGCGAUCGCGGGGGUUCCUGUUCCUCCCCGAGCCCUUCCAGCUCUCGGGUGACCCUGCCCGGGGGACGUGGCCGCUGUCACCGCCUUAUCCCGGGGGACCCGGCCGAGCCACGGCCGCGCCACCUCCGGGUGCUCAUCCCCAGAGCCCCGCGAGGGGCAGCGGGGUCGGGGCGAGCCCCAAACGCUGGAGCAGCUCCUGCAUCCCUCCCUGCCGGCACCCAUCCUUCCCCACCUCCCUCCCUGCCCGAGCCCGCGGGAAGAAGCCACGUAAUGUACAUUUCCAGAGAAGCUUUGGGUGUAAAUCAGUGUAUACUUGGAGAGGGAAAAUUUUUCUAUCUUGUAGAGUAGGUAUUUUUAUAGGAUGAAGGUUGAUCCAUUUUUUUAAUACUUUAAAAGAAGAGAGAAAUGUAUCUGUGUAUACACAAAAGCAUAUAUAUAUAUAUAUGUAUAAAUAUAUAAAUAUUGGAGAUCUGCCUUUCUCGACUUGGGAUCCCCAGGUCUCAAACAAUCGUUUGUUUUUUCCUGUCGCUCUCACAGAGGUACUGUAACUGUAAAUAAGCACCGGGAAAAAAAAAAGUUUUAAGCAAACAAAAAAAAAAGCACUGACUUGCACAUUCACCAUGCUUUAAAGUCCCUAUGGAGAGAGAAAAACAAAAACAAAACAAAAACUGUACAUCCCGAAAAUGUUCCUCUUUCCYGACCAGUAUGUGAAGGAAGUCCCCCAAAAAAGAGGCAAAAACAGUAUUGUCUUAACUGAUGUAUCAAUUCUUGUCGGAUUAAAAGCUGUUACUAUUCCUGC
This is a messenger RNA of Malurus melanocephalus (red-backed fairy wren), 3759 nucleotides long. It is a transcript of the gene RAB11FIP3, whose product is annotated as RAB11 family interacting protein 3. Gene Ontology annotation, biological process: endocytic recycling; regulation of cytokinesis. Lineage: Eukaryota; Metazoa; Chordata; Aves; Passeriformes; Maluridae. The transcript is spliced from 13 exons. Gene Ontology annotation, cellular component: cleavage furrow; recycling endosome membrane; midbody. The record is from RefSeq and is a predicted model, not a curated record. The coding region runs from base 49 to 1620 and encodes 523 amino acids.